This is a messenger RNA of Magnolia sinica, 814 nucleotides long. RefSeq names its product peroxygenase 1-like. The record is from RefSeq and is a predicted model, not a curated record. Bases 59 to 787 code for a protein of 242 amino acids. NCBI's taxonomy places the organism in Eukaryota, Viridiplantae, Streptophyta, Magnoliopsida, Magnoliales, Magnoliaceae. The transcript has 6 exons. Gene Ontology annotation, molecular function: monooxygenase activity; calcium ion binding.
UAAAGCGUGUGGAGGCGAAGAAGAAAUCCAUCUUUGAAGGAGGCAACUACAGAAGACAAUGGAGGAAACGAAGGAGGUGACGCCCCCAAGAGACGCGAUGGAGACGGUGGCCCCACAGGCUCCCGUCACCAAAGAGAGAAGGGUCCGAGGAGACUUGGACGCUAAGCUUCCAAAGCCCUACAUGGCUAGAGCUCUAGUUGCUGCUGACACUGAACAUGUUUAUGGCACAUUGGGUCAUGAACACUACCAUCUAAGUGUUCUUCAACAACAUGCUGCCUUUUUCGACCAGGAUGAUAAUGGCAUCAUCUACCCGUGGGAGACUUACACAGGACUAAGGGCAAUUGGGUUCAAUUUCUUUGCAUCUGCAAUCAUGGCCGUUAUCAUAAAUGGGGCAGUGAGCUACACUACUCUACCAGGUUGGAUACCUUCCCCAUUCUUACCAAUAUACGUACACAACAUCCAUAAAUCUAAGCACGGAAGCGACACUGGAACGUACGAUACGGAAGGAAGGUUUGUUCCAGUGAACUUCGAGAACAUAUUCAGUAAGUAUGCACUCACUGUAGCGGAUAAGCUUACCCUUCGGGAGAUCUGGCAAAUGACUGAAGGCAACCGUAAUACAAUGGACUUCUUCGGCUGGAUUGCGAGUAAGCUGGAGUGGGGGCUACUGUACGUAUUGGCACGAGAUGAAGAAGGGUUCCUAUCCAAAGAGGCUGCUAGGCGUGUUUUCGACGGUAGUCUCUUCGAGUAUGUUGCUAAGCAGCGAUUGGCUGCUGACAAGAUGAGUUAAGGGCAUGUCUCUCUCUCUCUAUAUAUA